AGAGCACCGGAAAGACUGAAGAGAGAGAAAGAGAGGCGCGAGAAAAAGGAAAAAAAAAAAAAAAAGAGAGACAGCUCCGCACAACGAAGAUGGCUUCCUCUGCAACAGCAGCAGCUGCAGCAUUCAUUUCUACGAAACUCAUAACUCAGCAAUCCUCGGACUUACCUCCUACUUCUGCUCCUACUCCUACUAGUAAGCUUUCCUUCCUUCCCACUCCCUCCAACAACUCUGCUUCCUUCAAACUCCUCUACGCCCCAAAUAGAAAUAGGUCCUCUCCUCCUGUUCUCAACGUUCUCAAAACCGCCGUUGAAUCCGCCUCCAUCUCCUUCUCCGACCCCACCCCUCGCCGUGAUUCAAUCCUUACCCCUCCCAAACCCACCAUUCUUGUCUCCGAGAAGCUCGGAGAAGCCGGCCUCCAGCUCCUCCGCACCUUUGCCAACGUCGAUUGCUCCUACAAUCUGUCCCCCGACGACCUCUGCGCCAAGAUCUCCCUCUGCGACGCCCUCAUCGUCCGCAGUGGCACCAAAGUCACCCGACAGGUCUUCCAGGCUGCUCAGGGCCGUUUGAAGGUCGUCGGCCGUGCCGGUGUUGGAAUUGACAAUGUCGAUCUGCAGGCUGCCACCGAAUUCGGCUGCUUGGUCGUCAAUGCCCCCACCGCCAACACCAUUGCUGCCGCCGAGCAUGCCAUCGCCCUCCUUGCUUCCAUGGCUCGCAAUGUUCCUCAGGCUGAUGCCUCCAUGAAAGCUGGAAAAUGGCAACGUAACAAGUACGUUGGUGUUUCACUGGUUGGGAAAACACUGGCUGUUAUGGGAUUUGGAAAAGUUGGUUCUGAAGUUGCAAGGCGAGCAAAAGGCCUUGGUAUGAAUGUUAUUGCACAUGACCCCUAUGCCCCGGCAGAUAGAGCCCGUGCCAUUGGUGUGGAUUUAGUCUCUUUCGAUGAGGCAAUUUCUACUGCGGACUUCAUUUCACUUCACAUGCCUCUUACUCCUGCUACUUCCAAGAUAUUUAAUGACGAAACAUUCUCAAAGAUGAAGAAAGGAGCACGCAUUAUAAAUGUUGCAAGGGGCGGUGUCAUUGAUGAAGACGCAUUAGUUAGGGCCCUUGACAGCGGUACAGUUGCACAGGCAGCACUUGAUGUGUUCACAGAGGAGCCACCGCCAAAAGAUAGUAAAUUGGUGCAACAUGAGAAUGUCAUUGUUACACCACAUCUUGGAGCAAGCACAAAGGAAGCACAAGAAGGCGUUGCAGUUGAAAUAGCUGAGGCCGUUGUUGGUGCAUUGAAAGGGGAACUUGCGGCAACUGCUGUAAAUGCUCCUAUGGUUCCUGCUGAGGUGAUGUCAGAGUUGGCUCCCUAUGUUGUCUUAGCUGAGAAGUUAGGAAGACUAGCUGUGCAGUUAGUAGCUGGUGGGAGUGGCAUCCAAUCUGUGAAGGUCGUCUAUAGAUCAGCUCGGGACCCGGACAACUUGGAUACCAGGCUUCUGAGGGCCAUGAUAGUGAAAGGCAUUAUAGAGCCAAUAUCCAUCUCAUUUGUAAACCUGGUAAAUGCUGAUUUCACAGCAAAACAGAAGGGCCUUCGGAUUAGCGAGGAACGAGUCUUUGUUGACUCCUCCCCUGAGUACCCUGUCGACUCAAUCCAAGUUCAAAUUAGCAAUGUUCAAUCUAAAUUUGCAAGCGCAUUGUCAGAGACAGGAAAUAUUAGCAUCGACGGCAAGGUGAAGUAUGGAAUCCCUCAUUUAACAGGUGUGGGAUCAUUUAGUGUGGAUGUUAGUUUGGAAGGGAAUCUGAUACUGUGCCGCCAAGUUGAUCAACCCGGAAUGAUUGGGAGAGUUGGGAAUAUUCUUGGAGAGAGCAAUGUCAAUGUCAGCUUUAUGAGCGUAGGAAGGACGGCUAAGAGGAUAAAGGCAAUCAUGGCCAUCGGAGUAGAUGAAGAACCUGACAAGGAUACCCUUAAGAAGGUGGGGGAAGUGCCUGCAGUUGAAGAGUUCGUGUUCCUUGAACUGUAGAGCGCUUUUGCUGGUGACAUGUUUUGGUGUCUUUCUGAGGAUUAUUUUGAGAACAAAAGGUGACUGCUGCUACCAAAACCAUGUGUUGCGCUCUAUCUACUUCCAGAAGGUGAGUUUUCACGGAAACCCUGUUGUAACUGUUCAUAGGGAUAUAAUUAUCUGUAGCAAAAUGUCAGGAAGUGAUUGUUGUUGCUUUGUUUUCAUUGUGGAACAUCAAUUGCGGUCUACUGCUGUAUAUUGGCUUGUAUUUUGUGUUUUUUCUGUGGGGCGGGCGGCCCUUUCAUAAAAUUUCAUGCAUUCUGCUUCGUAUUCAAUCUUCGUUUCA
This is a messenger RNA of Coffea arabica (coffee), 2328 nucleotides long. RefSeq names its product D-3-phosphoglycerate dehydrogenase 1, chloroplastic-like. The record is from RefSeq and is a predicted model, not a curated record. Gene Ontology annotation, molecular function: phosphoglycerate dehydrogenase activity; NAD binding. Gene Ontology annotation, biological process: L-serine biosynthetic process. NCBI's taxonomy places the organism in Eukaryota, Viridiplantae, Streptophyta, Magnoliopsida, Gentianales, Rubiaceae. Gene Ontology annotation, cellular component: chloroplast stroma.